GAGGGUUCAGUGUUGGUUGAACCACUGUGGGAGUAGGUUGUUGCGCGCGCGCACAUGUGAUUCCAACACACAGGCGCUGCCGCGUGUGAGAGAGAACGCGGUUUUGUGUUGCUUGGUCGGUGUAAGUUUUGGAUGUGGUAACCAAUGCCCAAUAUUUGGAUUUAAGAUUUGGGGCCAACUGUGUCAAUCGCGAUUCUUGGAGACAUUUGCUUGUAGCAAAAUUGCAUUCAGUUUGUAUAUUUAAAUCUGGAGACACCAUGACGACAGUGCGUGGAAUAUGCUCGUUGCUCAUGCUAGUUUGGUUGCUGGUGGGUUACUGCAAUGCUUUCAAUAUUGAUAUAGGUAGUCAUGUCACACACUUCGGAGACCAAAGUAAUUCCAUGUUUGGGUUCGACGUCGCUCAGUACAAGUAUGGAGGAAAGAGUCUGUUACUGGUAGGAGCGCCGAGGUACGACACAGAGCAAAGGAGUCGGGGCGUGACCAAGGCUGGGGCCGUUCUCAAGUGUUCCCCAGAAAUCCCCAACGUCUGCGAAUACAUUCCCUUCGACAGGAACGGCAACAACGUCCACCAAUUGGGAUUGCAACUAGACAACAAAAGCAACCAGUGGUUUGGAGCUACCGUCAGUAGCUCUGGCGUCGACGGAGUCGUCGUGGCCUGUGCUCCUCGCUACGUGUGGUUCUCGGAAAGUCUGAAGCGUCGGGAUCCCGUGGGCACUUGCUACCUGGCACGCGAGGGCCUCACUGACUUCCAGGAGUUCUCGCCUUGUCGCACACGUCACUGGGGAUACCAUCGCCAAGGUUCCUGCCAGGCUGGAUUCGAUGCAGUCAUCACUGAUGAUAGUUCGCGCAUGUUCAUCGGGGCUCCGGGAGCUUAUUACUGGCAAGGACAAGGCUGGAUGACAUCCCUCACAGGCCAAGUGCACUCGUUGUCCCUACCCGAGCGAAACGAUUACAAGAUGACGCGCGAAGGUCCUGCCACUGAGGAUGACCAGUAUCUCGGGUAUUCACUGGCUGUGGGGGAUUUCACUGGCGAUGGGCAACAGGACGUGGCACUGGGCGUGCCCAAAGGCCUCAAUUACACAGGAAAGGGCCAACAAAAUCAGAGACAGCAGCAGAGGCAGCCACCUAGCCUGAGAGAGUUGGCUCUGCGAAGGUAUGUAGGCUUAAGGGACGAGUCCCGUAAGAGCCGUGACGGCGAGGAGCCGGAGGAGGAGGUGGAGGAGCCGCCCCUCACCUGGCAAGAAUGGUUCGAGCAGUCUGGGUUCCUCUUCCAACCCAGGGCUUAUGAAGGGUAUGAGGCGGUCGACAUCUGGAACCUGACGCAGGAUUCCCUAGAUGAAACUUCCUACGGUUCUUACUCCAUGGCCGUUGGGGAAUUUGAUGGCCUGCCCGGUCAAGACCUGGUGGUAGGGGUCCCCCGGGGUGCCAUCACCAAAGGAAACCUGACUGGAAAGAUCGCGCUUUAUACGUACAACUUAGAUCCAAUUCAAAACAUUACUGGCUACCAGUUGGGGUCGUACUUCGGUUACUGCCUCGCCGUCGUCGACUUCAACAACGACGGCCUCGAUGACAUCGUGGUGGGGGCUCCCAUGUACACCAACUACAACGACCAAGAAAUGAAGUUCGAGGUGGGACGGGUCCACGUCAUCCUCCAAAAUCAGGCAAGGCGAUUCCGGCAAGUUGUGACGUUCAAUGGAAAUGUCAACCGAGGGCGCUUUGGAACUUCCCUUACGAGGUUGUCAGACAUUAACAUGGAUGGUAUCGACGAUUUCGCUGUCGGAGCACCGUACGGAGGGGAGGACGGAAAAGGAGCAGUUUUCAUUUAUCACGGGUUUGAAAUCAGGAGUGGUGAGCUUAUAACCCAAGAUAUGAAAAAGCCGGCUCAGGUUAUUUACGCUAGUGACUUGUCACACCGACUUUCCACAUUUGGUUGGUCACUGUCCGGCGGCCUUGACAUGGAUGACAACGUCUAUCCAGACCUGCUGAUCGGAUCCUACGCUUCCGACGCUGCCGUUCUGCUCAAGGCCCGUCCAGUUGUCAACUUGUUCAACCACUCACUCUCUUUCACUUCGGAGGGCAAGACUAUCGACAUCGAAGCCGUAGGGGAAGAACAAUCUGGGUGCCAAACGCCUUCGGGGAGAUCAGUAGCCUGCGUUGGCCUUGAAUUUUGUAUUGGCUAUACAGGCAUCGGUGUUCCAGACGAUAUAGAGUUGUUUGUCGAGUAUCAUCUGGAUGAAAAAGUAAGAGAACCUCGUUUGUUCUUUUUAUCGAAUGAGCAUCGGCAACUCGAAGAAAAUGUUCAGUUGGAGAGGAACAUAACAUCAUGCAAGUUCCAUCAAGUCUACGUGACGAAAACACUGACAGACAAGCUAACUCCGAUGACAGCGGGCGUAAAAUACCGUCUUGUAGAGCCGUCUUACAUAAGGACACCGCGAUCUCUGACUCCUAUUCUGAAUCAGCGUCAGAAGCUCUCCUUGUCCGACUCCAUCACUAUUCAGAAGAAUUGCGGAGAGGAUAAUGUUUGUGUACCGGAUCUCAUCCUUACAUUCACAGCGCCAGAAAAGUACGUAUCCGAUAGGAAAAAGCUCCUGGAAAUUGACAUCAGGGUCGUCAAUGACGCCGAAGACGCCUUUGAAGCCAGGGUGCACGUCCCUGUUCCACGUGGCCUAUCCUACACCAACUUCAUGCCCAAGGACAACACGUCUGUCACUUGUUCGCAAAGGGCUGUUGGUAGUAACUUCACUAUUGUCUGUGAAAUAGGCAAUCCUCUACCAAUGCAUAAAGGGGUUCAUUUCGGAAUGUCCUUUGAGCAGUUGGGUGACCCAGUCGGCAACCAGUUCCUCUUUGAAGUAACGGCCAACAGCACUAACAGUGAAGAGAGCAGGACCAGGGACGACAACGUAGCUCUCAAAUCUGUUCUCAUCGAUGCAGAUACACAGCUUAUUCUCUAUGGCACUUCCGUCCCUGAAAACAUCGAGUAUAAUCGCACUUUGUACGAUAUUCGUUACAAGACCCAUGAGAAACACCUUGGCCCCCAGCUCACGCACAGAUACGGAUUGUCGAACAAGGGCCCUUCACACGUGAUGGAGUCAGAGAUUGUCAUUUUGUGGCCAACAAAAUCACUGAAUGGGAACUACCUACUGUACCUGGUUGAGCAGCCUGUCACUGAAGGACCUGUCAAUUGCUCGAUUGUCCCUGACGUCAACCCAAUGAAUCUUCAGUUGAUUGAGAAGAAGGUUGGCUUGGAUGUUUUGAAACUCGAGGGACAGGAAGAAACUCUUCGUAAUGUUGACCUGGAGGGAACGUACACAGAGGAAACUUAUGUCUCUGGCGGUGGCGGUGAAUACAGGGAGUCUGAUGCCGGGUCUGCUGGCGACUCCGAAUCGUCAUCAUCAUCGUCUGAGACUUUCUAUUCAAGUGGUAGCAGUGGUGGAUCCCAUUCCUCCUCCUCCUCUUCUUCUUCUUCAUCUUCAUCAUCAUCAUCUUCGACCAGGACAUAUUCUUCAUCGUCUUCCAGCUCAAAGACCACCUACAGCUCAUCCUCAGACUACGGGUAUUCUUCGUCAGAGAAUGAAUUAGUGAGGAAACGCCGACAGGCCCACGAACCUCGUGACUGGGACAAGGAGACCAGUAAUUGCGGAAUAACACAGUGUACGAAGAUCCGCUGCUCAGUUGGACUUCUAACGGCUGAAGACGUCGUCUACAUCUACGUCCGCUCAAGGCUGGUGGUGGAUACUCUCGAAAAUUAUCCGAUCGAAGACGUCAGCAUCACCAGCAGGAUGGUUGCCAGGGUCAAGCGUCUGCCACAUGGUGUGGAUCCAUCCAUUAUCCCAAUACGAGCCCUGGAUGUAACGACUCCAGUAUCUCCCGCAAAGUCGUUGGACGAAGCCCCUCCAAUACCUUGGUGGGUUAUUGUUUUGGCAACUAUGGCCGGUGUCCUUAUUCUUCUCAUCAUCAUCCUCAUCCUUUGGAAGUGUGGUUACUUCAAAAGAAACCGCCCUGAGCCCAGUGGCCGCGGCUCUGACGAUGCUCAACCUUUGAAUCCUCCCAACGGUCAUAACGGCCACAACGGCCACAACUACAGCCCUUACAACCGUCCAUUUUAUCCCGGAGACGAGGCCUUAUGAUUAUCAGGUUUGUGUGUUCUGAUCUUUUGAAGAAGGAAGAGACUCGGAAGGACGUCAGUGGAGUAGGUUCCGGAAGAACCAAGUGAUAUUUGCUGCAUUUCUGGAUGAGGGAAGCUUGUCAUCUCACGCUUUCUUAUCUACUUAUCAGUUGGGGGAGAUAGCUUUUCAUUCCAGAAGCACUGACUUCAUAAUUUGACCCCAGGUGAAGGUUUUCUCAAUAGAUGAAAUUGUCACUUGUCUACUAUAAUGAAACUGAAUCAAGUCUGAAUAGCUAUCGGAUUUCUGCAGUGAACUAAAAUGAUUCAUUUGAAAACCUCCCCAGAAAUUUGCAAACUUGACGUAAGUAAAGACUGUCAGAGUCUUUCUCUACAAGGCAGUCUUGAUAACUUGUCAUUGUAUGAGAGACUUAGUGUGUGCGUGUAUGGAAAUUUGUAUGAACUCCCUAACACUUACAGGAUUAAGACAGGAAAAUCGCCUUCGUUCGCACCAGUGCUAAUUUUUUAUAUAAAUUUGGAAUAAGGUAACGCGAAUUUUGAAACAGUGUUUUGGAGGUUUGGAUCUCAUUUGUUUAUAUCACGUAGUCAAGUGCCAUACUGAGGUGUGAUUGUCUUUAGAGAUGAAGCAAUCUUUUUGUAAAUUAUAGUAGUCAUGACACAAUACUCUAUGAAAUUUUGUUACCCAUUAUUCAGUGUAUUCCUUUUUACAGAGUCAAGUUUGGCAACAAUUUUAUAUCGUACGGCAACUUUAAUUUUGUAGAAUAGUGUCGAGUUUACAUAGUAUAAACUUAUGAAACUUUUUUUAUCUAUAUUACCUUGGUUUGAUGCAGAAUCUCCCAACCACAUUUCAUUUUACUGUAGUUAGAAAUACAAACUUUAUUGAAUGACAUUAAGAUCUUCUUUGUUUAUUAUUACUGUUUUGGUUGUAAUCGAAUUAGGUUGAAUCACUGAUCCAUACAGCAGUUGUAUGGUCACAUGACAAAUACUCAGUGCACCAUGUUGCCAGAUUAUAAGUUUUUGUCAGCAAAGGGUGUCGACAUCAAAUACUCGCAACGAGAUAUAUUUGAUUUUUGUAACUUGGAUCUCAUAGAUAAAAAUCCUUGAAGAAUUAAUUGACCUGAAAAUGCGCGUCAUUGAACGUUGUUUGACAUUGUUUCUCAUGGGGCACAUUAUGCUUUGUACUGUUGACGAUGAAAAAGGAGAAUCCACUGAAAGUAAGAAUUUCAUUCAAUUGUAAUUAUUCUGUCCAGGAACGGAAGGUGGACAGUUGUCAUUUUAUCGGGAAUUGACGAACACUAUUCUUAUUCCUUCAAUUUGCGAGUUAGGCGACCAUGACAAUUUGAGUGUUUAGUGAUACCAUGUUUUAUAUCAUAUGCAUGAUUAAUAACUAAAUGAUAAGCGGGUGCAUUCAAUAAUAUUGGAUACAGGACUUAUAUUAUCAGUAUACUGGUAGCAAAAUGCUUUUUCUCUUAAUAUGGAUAUGCUGCCCUUUCCGAAGAGAAGCCAUUAGCUUACUUCUGUGGAUUCUCUUGAAAAGUUUUCAUUUUUCAGUCGUGCACAGCUGCGGUUACUGAAGGUGCUAACAUUUUUUUUUCUUUUAUUUACGCGAAAUUUCGUCACAUAGUAUAACAAAAAUCCCUAUUAACGUCGAUAGUCUGUUUGCAUCGAAAGAAGCUAGUUAGCGGCACUGCUUGAUCAACCUGUUUUACUUUUUCACUUGCUGGAGCUGUCAGUGGGCAAAAGUGGAAGAUGAGGACUUCCAAAAGGUUUUGUUGAUGCACAAGCUGAUGGGAUUCUCAGUUAGGUAGAGAGAGCAAAACGAGUGUGUGACUGAAGGUGUCAUUAGAAGAAGGGCUUCGGGCACGAGCCCCGCGCCUUUAAGCUAACCUGAAACGUUUUAGUCCAGAUAGAACCAACUUUUAUGAGAGACAUUAACAGUCGUCCGAAUAUUCAUAUUACUGUCAAUUGUCUGUAAAUAGAUGGAGCUUUCUAUUGUGCUUUUGGAUUCUAGUUCUUGUUCUCUAGCUAAUAGUCCCUAUGUGUGUGUAAAUAAGUGUAUAUUUGUAAAAUGUUUUAUGUAAUUUAUUUAUGUUAACAAUAAAAUUCUGACAGUA
This is a messenger RNA of Macrobrachium nipponense, 6237 nucleotides long. Its product is annotated as integrin alpha-PS2-like. The transcript is spliced from 25 exons. Bases 258 to 4127 code for a protein of 1289 amino acids. Gene Ontology annotation, molecular function: integrin binding. The record is from RefSeq and is a predicted model, not a curated record. NCBI's taxonomy places the organism in Eukaryota, Metazoa, Arthropoda, Malacostraca, Decapoda, Palaemonidae. Gene Ontology annotation, cellular component: integrin complex; external side of plasma membrane. Gene Ontology annotation, biological process: cell-matrix adhesion; cell-cell adhesion; integrin-mediated signaling pathway.